Trichomonas vaginalis G3 is the source of this 650-nucleotide messenger RNA. RefSeq lists its product as uncharacterized. The transcript has a single exon. The annotation marks the transcript as partial. The record is from RefSeq and is a predicted model, not a curated record. NCBI's taxonomy places the organism in Eukaryota, Parabasalia, Trichomonadida, Trichomonadidae.
AUGUAUAGACAAAUACCUUUAUCUGUUGCGUUCAGUAGUGAAAACCCUGACGUCAAAAUAAAGGGGAACAGAGUAACGUUUAAGUUUCCAACAGACUGGAUUGUGAACAUAAAUGAAGAGAAGUACAUUGGCAUAACAUCUAUGUAUAUAACACGUGCUUUCAGAAAGGUUGACUUUAUACUUCAAGUCGAGAUAGAAAAUGACGAACAGUCUUUAAGCGCCCAAAACAUUCACAUAUACAAAUACUUUAAAGACGAUACAACAUUGCAACAAUGUAUGAUUUCAUUUAAUGAGAUGUUCGAGAAAAAGUUCAACAUUGAAGUACAAACUUUACAGCCUUUACGUGAGUUUCUUGCACAACUGAAAGAAGAAGGUAGUCAGCCACAACUUAUAGACUUUCAUUAUGAAUUUAAUGAAAAUGAAGAUGGAACACAUGACUGUCAGUUUGUUAUAUAUUCACCAUUCAAUGAAGUCGCUAAAGAGAAAGAAAAUCCAUUACGUAUAAGAUUUCAAAUCUCUGAACCAAGUGAUGAUUUCAAGAAUGUUUUCAAUUAUGAUGCAAUGCUUCCGAGGAAAAAUGAAUUUUCAAAGAUUGUAACACCUGGCAUUUGGGAUAGAAAGCAAGCUAUAUUAUAUUCAAACUUAAGUAA